AUGGAUGUUGAAACUACUAUCAGCUGGGCUGCAAGACCAAGAAAAGGAAAAAGAACAUGCGAAUAUCUGCAAAAGAACAGAGACGCUAUUUUGUGUCUUCCAGCACCCUCAAUUUUCAAUGUUCCACAGACUAUAAAAAGAGAGGAUUUGAGUUUAGAUGAAGUAGAACCCAAGAAAUUAUGUUUUUCAGUAAAUAAAAACUGUAGAGAGUCCAAGUGGAAAACAUUCUAUCAAUAUUUGAGUGACUUUCUAAACCCUGCACUUAUCAUUGGGGCUUUGCACGUGAUCAUGAAUUUAUUCCUUAUUUCUGUAUUGGUGUACAGUGUCUGUUACAUUUUAUACUUUGCAAAGAUGGAUAUUUCAUAUAAAAUAGGAAUAAAGCAGGCAGAAGCAAGAGCAAUAGUAGAAGAGGCAAAGAGAAUGUACAAGAUAAACAAAUGUGAUCCUACAACACGUGUUCCUGCCUUAGAAGCGCAGUGUGGGAAGUGGGAAUGUAUAAUCAAAAGUGGGUUUUCAGGUAUCAAAUAUACAAGAAUCGUUGCAGAGCUUUUUGCAGAUGUUGUUGAUGGAUUUGUUGGCAGGUUUAAACUAAGGAAUUUAAUUGUUAUAAUGGUAUUUGUGGCUACAACACUAAUUUUCAGAAGAAAAUCCUCAAACUAG
Messenger RNA from Vittaforma corneae ATCC 50505, 660 nucleotides. RefSeq lists its product as uncharacterized. The transcript has a single exon. The coding region runs from base 1 to 660 and encodes 219 amino acids. Gene Ontology annotation, cellular component: nuclear envelope; nuclear membrane. NCBI's taxonomy places the organism in Eukaryota, Fungi, Microsporidia, Nosematidae. Gene Ontology annotation, biological process: nuclear envelope organization; lipid homeostasis. The record is from RefSeq and is a predicted model, not a curated record.